Sclerotinia sclerotiorum 1980 UF-70 is the source of this 1428-nucleotide messenger RNA. RefSeq lists its product as hypothetical. Gene Ontology annotation, molecular function: serine-type carboxypeptidase activity. Gene Ontology annotation, biological process: proteolysis. Lineage: Eukaryota; Fungi; Ascomycota; Leotiomycetes; Helotiales; Sclerotiniaceae. Bases 1 to 1428 code for a protein of 475 amino acids. The transcript has 4 exons. The record is from RefSeq and is a predicted model, not a curated record. Gene Ontology annotation, cellular component: fungal-type vacuole.
AUGCGUUUCUCUUCGCUUUCUCUGGUUGCUUGUCUUCUCCCGGCUGUUUUAGCCGCCCCUACUACUGAAGCGAAGAAAGACAAAAGAACAUUUGAGCUUCGUGAUGGAGUCAAUCAUACUGUCUUUUAUCAUGCUGCCACCGAUUCGACUCUCGCAUUUGUCACAAAUUCCGGCAUUUGCGAGACCACACCAGGUGUGAACCAGUAUUCGGGAUAUUUGACUGUCGGAACCGGCAUGAACAUGUGGUUCUGGUUUUUUGAAAGCCGAAACAGUCCUACAACUGCACCAUUGGCAACAUGGUUCAAUGGAGGUCCUGGAUGUUCUUCCAUGAUUGGUUUGUUCCAAGAGAACGGCCCAUGCCAAUUUUAUAACGGAGCAUCAACACCUUCUCUUAACCCUUACAGCUUUAACGAAUUCGCAAACAUGAUCUACAUUGAUCAACCAAUCGGAGUAGGCUUCUCCUACGGUACCGAUUCUGUCACCUCCACCGUUACCGCGGCUCCAUAUGUCUGGACUCUUCUCCAAGCUUUCUAUGCCUCAUUCCCGGCUUACGAGAACCGCGACUUCGGUAUCUUCACAGAAUCUUAUGGUGGUCACUAUGGACCCGAAUUCGCAUACUAUGUUGAACAACAAAAUGCCAAGAUUGCUGCUGGCACUAUUUCUGGUGAAAAAAUUGAUCUCAUUGCUUUGGGUAUCAAUAACGGCUGGUAUGAUCCUAUCAUCGCCUAUAAGGCAUACGUCGACUACUCCUACAACAACACAUUCAAGCCACUCAUCUCAGCCUCCCAGCACACAAGCUACCUGAACACAUACACAAAGUCAUGUCUUCCUCUUCUAGAAGAGUGUUCAUCGACCACUGGAUCCAACUCAGCUUGCAUAAAUGCCGAUAAUGUCUGCUAUGAAGAUAUUGAAGGACCACUUUCCAAUGGUAACUUCGACGUCUAUGAUAUUCGAGAACCAUCGAACGAUCCAUAUCCACCAGAGACUUAUGCUACCUAUUUGCAAAGCGCUGCUGUAGUGAAGGCAAUUGGUGCCAAGACUACAUACCAAGAAUGUCCAGAUGGACCUUAUGAAAAAUUUGCCUCUACCGGAGAUGAUUCCCGCUCCUUCCUCCCAACCCUUUCAUCAGUCGUCCAAUCCGGUAUCCAAGUUCUCCUCUGGGCCGGCGAUGCCGAUUUCAUCUGUAACUGGUUCGGAGGUCUCGCAACCGCCAAUGCUAUUACCUACGCCAGCUCUGCCGCUUUCAAUGCUAAAGCCGUUGCAGACUAUACCGUCAAUGGAGUUGCGAGUGGAACCUUCAAGAAUGUUGGGAACUUGAGUUGGUUGAGAGUUUUUGGUGCUGGUCAUGAGGUUCCUUACUAUCAACCUGCUUUGGCGUUGCAAGCGUUUAAGCAGACUAUGAGCAAGCAACCGCUUUCUUCUACUUAA